Molecule: messenger RNA, 2738 nt
Organism: Apis laboriosa (Himalayan honeybee)
Lineage: Eukaryota; Metazoa; Arthropoda; Insecta; Hymenoptera; Apidae
Product: SH3 domain-containing kinase-binding protein 1-like
Exons: 9
Coding region: 359-1969 (536 amino acids)
Molecular function (GO): protein binding
Source: RefSeq, a predicted model, not a curated record
CCAAAAUGGCCGCGAUGACAGAUAUAUUGAGCUGUUAACCGAAUAUGGGAUACGCCUAAAUUUUCAGUUUACAACAUCAUAUUUCUUAGAUAUUAUAAUAAAAUGAGUAUAAUAAGUACGUGUAGUGACAUGAAAGGUGGAGGAUGCAUGAGGAACAAAUGACUUUUACAAACGCGCAAUUUGUCUUAACUCAUACGUAUGUUACAUUCUGUGUUCAAUCUGUUUUUUCGCGGAGAAUAAUUUGUUCGUUUAUAAUACGAACUCGCUACAAGGAAAACGAUUAAAAAUUUUAUUCUGAAUUGCUCAUAUACAAGGUUGUGAUAUUCAUGUGUUAAAAAGUUACUGUUAAUAUAAAAAUAUGGAGGCAAUUGUAGAAUAUAACUAUGAAGCACAAGAACCUGAUGAAUUAACUUUGAAAAAGGGAGAUAUUAUUACAGAAAUUAAAGUGAUGUUAGGUGGUUGGUGGGAAGGCACUUUAAGAGAUAAACGUGGCAUGUUUCCUGAUAACUUUGUCAAAGUAUUAGAACCUAUUUCAAGUGGAACAGUUGGAAGUACAGGAAGUGGAGUAAAUGAAGGAGCUGCUAAUGCCAAAUCUGAAGAUAUUUCCUUAAAAAAUGGAGGAUCUAGAAGACGAUUUUGUAAAGUUCUUUUUAGUUAUGAACCUUGUAAUAAAGAUGAAUUAACUUUAGUACCACAAGAUUCUAUAGAAUUUUUGGGUGAAAUAGAAGAGGGAUGGUGGAGAGGUAGGCUUAAAGGUAGAGUGGGUGUCUUUCCUUCAAAUUUUGUAUCUCCUCCAGUUUAUGAAGAAUCUGACAAACACAAAGAUCAAGAGAGUAGAAAAUUGUGCAAAGUACUUUUUCCUUAUGAAGCUGUUAAUGUAGAUGAAUUAACAUUAAAUGAAGGAGAUAUAAUAACUCUUCUAUCUACAAAUGCCUCUGAUAAGGGUUGGUGGGUAGGAGAAUUAAAUGGUCAAGUAGGUUUAUUUCCUGAUAAUUUUGUUGAAGUAUUAAAUGUUCUACCUGAUCACCAAGAUCAUGAACAAAAACUUAAAGCUCCUAUUAAGUCUGUUUCAAAACAUUCUCAUCAGGUAAAGAAGAAUGGAAAAACACACAUUAAAAAAACUUUGGAUGUAAAAGAUGUACCUACAGAUAUAACUAAAAAAACAAUAUCAACAGGCGUAUCUUCUACAACAUCAACUUCUUCAGGAAUUGGAGGAAAUAGUGGAGAAAGGAAAAAUAUAGGUGGAUAUUCAGCUACAUCGAAUUUAAAACGUCUCGUAGGUGAUGCGGGAACUAAUAAUGGUAAUGGAAAUACAAAUAUAGCUUUGGGUGAAGAGUUAGAUGGGGUAGAACGAGGAGAAGGAGCACCGCUUUCGCAUUUAACAGCUUCUAGAGCUAAAGCACCCCACCGACGACCACCUUCUUCACAACGUUUAAGACGCCACGCUGCCGGACCAACAAUUACUACAACACCUGAAGAUAGUUUAGCAAAUGGUAAUGCAGAUACUAUGUUAGAACAAUUACGAGAAGAAGAACCUGAAGGAUUAGCUGUAAAAGCAAGAAGAAGAGCUCCUUGGGUAGAAGAAUUAAAAUUAAAUCAAUUGGAAAGGAGAAAAAUUGUAUCAGUAGAUCGUGUUGAUAAAUCUGAAGAAAAAAAAGAACGUCCUUGUUCACGAGUAUUAACGACAACGAAUGUCGCCGAUUGUAUUAAUAAAUUAGAAGCAGAAAGCGAAGAAAAUAAACAAAAGGAUAAAAGUCAAAAUCAGAAAUCUGAUUCAUUUCCACAUCUUGAACAAAUUUCAACUACUCCUGGAACGCCUCCUACUUAUGUUCCAUUUGCACUUUAUAAUCAAUUAUUAGAAAGGGUUGUUGCCUUAGAAGAGAAACAAGCAAUGUUACAACAAACAAUGGGCCAAAUUUUAGAACAAUUUGUACCUGUUGCAUCUUCGUCAAUCAACAGCCCAGAUUAAUCAACUCAUAAAUUUUGCAGUAUGUUUUUACCAUAUAAAAUGCUGCUAUUUUAAUUUCAUUUUCCAUACAAACAAUAUGGAAGAAUAGUUUAUAAUUACUGUAUAAUUCUUAUAUUUAUUCGUUUUAGUAGCGGCAUUUUUAAUUUGUUUCGCUAUUGUAGUAACAGUAUUUAUUUAAUUUGACUAAACAAAAUAUUCCAUAUAUCAUUCCUGACUUAAAAAAAUUUUUUUUUUUAUGAUAAUUUACUUUAUUGUAUUGUAAGUACUUUAUUUAGUACUUUGAUUUUAUUUUUAGUAGCAUUUAAAUGUUUUUAAGAUAUAUGUAAUAUACACUUUUCAAAUUGUCCUAUAAUUAUAAAAAAUUAUUAGUUCAUUACUUAAUUAAGGUAAACUUACAACAUAUUUUAGUAAUGAAUACCUGAUAUAAACAUAUAUAGAGAUUUAUUUUAAAGCAUUUCCAUGUUUUAAAAAUUAAUAUAUCGUUCUGAUAUACAUAUUUCCUUAAAUUACAUCUCAUAACUAUAGAAGUAUAUUUGUACUUAAAUUGCUAAAUUACAUAAACAAAUAGAGACUAUGCAUUUUAUAUUUUUAUUGAAAAGCUGCCUCGCAUUACAACAUAAUAAUAACUAUUCUUAAGUUCAUCAAAUAACUUAAGUGCCAAUAUAUGUAAUUUUUCUUUGCAUAAUUUUAUAAUUUUGUUAUAAAAACGUUAACAGUAUUGAGUUUCAAGAAAUAAUACAUUAAAAAAGUAUUGAAUGUACCUAUUUCA